AUGGCCAAUACAAGAAUUCCUGCUUCCACAGUGAUUUUUUUCCUGGCAUUUUUCAUCCUUACAUCAGAUAUGUGCAUAAAACUAGAAGGAAGAGAACUUGAUGCAAGCCCUUGCAAAAAUGAUGAAGAUUGUCAAACUGGAGGUUCUUCUUAUAAGAAAGGAUCUUGUGUUAAAGGAAGUUGUUGGUAUUCUUCUUCUUGCAAAAAUGAUGCAGAUUGUAUACCUGGUUUUCCUGGUAUGGAAGGAUGUUGUGUGAACGGAGGUUGUCAUUAUAAGUGUCCACCAGCUUCUGCUAAUACAUUCACGGUGGAGCAUCCCAAGAUGUAGUUUGUUUUGCACACUAGAUAAUACAAAAUGGUUUCUUGAGGUGUCUCCUCAAAAAGUUUUGAAAAUUAUACAACAUAAAAGUGCUUUUUAACCAAUAAUUGUUAGAUAAAUAUUUGAUAUUUCAUUCACUUUUAUAAAGCAUCCCAU
Messenger RNA from Vicia villosa (hairy vetch), 474 nucleotides. RefSeq lists its product as uncharacterized. The transcript is spliced from 2 exons. The coding region runs from base 1 to 327 and encodes 108 amino acids. NCBI's taxonomy places the organism in Eukaryota, Viridiplantae, Streptophyta, Magnoliopsida, Fabales, Fabaceae. The record is from RefSeq and is a predicted model, not a curated record.